AUGUGGAAAAUCGUAACUGAAGUAAUUGCGCACAUGUCUAAUGAGCCAGUAGCUGGACCAUCGGGCAUACAGAAAGAUGUUAACGAUUUCUUGGUUGAAACUGUAAGACCUCUGCCAAAAACUCCACCACGAGCUCCAUCUAAUCGUAAACGGGCCAGAAAAUCUGCUACACUCAGUGAUACACCAGAAAAAAUUGCUUUGGAAAAAUAA
Molecule: messenger RNA, 210 nt
Organism: Parnassius apollo (apollo)
Lineage: Eukaryota; Metazoa; Arthropoda; Insecta; Lepidoptera; Papilionidae
Source: the annotation of a GenBank genome assembly